Molecule: messenger RNA, 636 nt
Organism: Mesitornis unicolor (brown roatelo)
Lineage: Eukaryota; Metazoa; Chordata; Aves; Mesitornithiformes; Mesitornithidae
Product: acrosin-like
Exons: 4
Biological process (GO): proteolysis; acrosome reaction
Molecular function (GO): serine-type endopeptidase activity
Source: RefSeq, a predicted model, not a curated record
AUUGCAUUGAUAAAGCUGGACCAGCCGGUAUAGUGCAACGACUACGUACAGCUUGCCUGUGUGCCUGACGUCUCACUGAGAGUAUCACAGUUGAGAGACUGCUACAUCAGUGGCUGGGGUUACACAGCUGAGAAAUCUGCAGAGACAGCUGAUGUUCUGCAGGAAGCCUGGGUCUGCCUCAUCGAUGUCCACAUCUGUAACAGCAGCCAGUGGUACAGAGGGGCCAUCCACAGCCACAACUUGUGUGCUGGCUACCAGUGAGGUGGCAUCGACACCUGCCAGGGUGACAGUGGUGGUCCUCUUGUCUGCAAAGAUAGGAAUGCUGGCUGUUUCUGGCUUGUUGGAGUGACCAGCUGGGGGACAGGCUGUGCGAGAGCAAAGCAGCCUGGAGUCUACACCUCCACUCAGCACUUUUAUGACUGGAUCCUGGUACACAUGGUACUGCACCCAGCAGUAAGGGCUUCUGCGCUGCCACGGGUGUGGAGUCAUUUUAUGACCACCUCAGCCCCUGCUCAGAGGCCAAAACCAACACAACCUGUCAAGGUUACAUCCUGCCCAUAUCCACUCCAGAAGCUGGUGUAAUUCUUUACUUGGGUGCAGGAGCUCCUUCAGGUCCUAAAGGGAGGAAAGGCUUGA